Piliocolobus tephrosceles (Ugandan red Colobus) is the source of this 1496-nucleotide messenger RNA. RefSeq names its product Rac family small GTPase 2 (gene RAC2). The transcript has 7 exons. Lineage: Eukaryota; Metazoa; Chordata; Mammalia; Primates; Cercopithecidae. The coding region runs from base 147 to 725 and encodes 192 amino acids. Gene Ontology annotation, biological process: small GTPase-mediated signal transduction. Gene Ontology annotation, molecular function: GTP binding; GTPase activity. The record is from RefSeq and is a predicted model, not a curated record.
CUUGAGUAAGUUCCCCUUCCGCUUCCUCCUGCCCCACCACUGCUGCUCCUCAGCGGGCGCCUCGCCAGUCUCCACACCCCUUGUGCCCGCAGAAACGCGCCUGGCCCUGAGCUGUCACCACCGACACUCUCCAGGCCCCGGACACGAUGCAGGCCAUCAAGUGUGUGGUGGUGGGAGAUGGGGCCGUGGGCAAGACCUGCCUUCUCAUCAGCUACACCACCAAUGCCUUUCCCGGAGAGUACAUCCCCACCGUGUUUGACAACUAUUCAGCCAAUGUGAUGGUGGACAGCAAGCCGGUGAACCUGGGGCUGUGGGACACUGCUGGGCAGGAGGACUACGACCGUCUCCGGCCACUCUCCUACCCACAGACGGACGUCUUCCUCAUCUGCUUCUCCCUCGUCAGCCCAGCCUCCUAUGAGAACGUCCGCGCCAAGUGGUUCCCGGAAGUGCGGCACCACUGCCCCAGCACGCCCAUCAUCCUGGUGGGUACCAAGCUGGACCUGCGGGACGACAAGGACACCAUCGAGAAGCUGAAGGAGAAGAAGCUGGCUCCCAUCACCUACCCGCAGGGCCUGGCGCUGGCCAAGGAGAUCGACUCGGUGAAAUAUCUGGAGUGCUCAGCCCUCACCCAGAGAGGCCUGAAAACCGUGUUCGAUGAAGCCAUCCGGGCCGUGCUGUGCCCUCAGCCCACACGGCAGCAGAAGCGCGCCUGCAGCCUCCUCUAGGGGUUGCACCCCAGCGCUCCCACCUAGAUGGGUCUGAUCCUCCAGGAUCCCCACCCAAAGCCUGAUGGCACCCCGACUGGCCACGCUGUCCCCUCCCUGUGGCAUUUCUUAGCAGAUGGCUGCAGAGCUUCGUUGAUGGUCUUUUCUGUACUGGAGGCCUCCUGAGGCCAGGAAGGUGUGAAUUUGCAGGUGCUGCAUUCCAAGCCCCUCAUGCUCCUGCCUUCCUGAGAGCCAGAGGGGAGCCCCAGGACCCAUUAAGCCACCCCCGUGUUCCUGCCAUCAGUACCAGCUGCCGCGUAUGGAAGCACCUACCCGUUCAUUCCAGUCCCACCCCAUGCCUGACUCCCCUCUGGAAACUGCAGGCCAGAUGGUUGCUGCCACAACUGUGUACCUUCACAGAUGGGACUCUUACUCCCUCCUGAGGCUGGCUGCUCUAAUAUCGAUGGUCCUGCUUUUCAGAGAGUUCCUCUACCCAGCAAAAAUGAGUGUCUCAGAAGUGUGCUCCUCUGGCCUCAGUUCUCCUCUUUUGGGACAACAUAAAACAAAUCGAAUUUUCUAUGUCUCUUGGGGUAUCUGCUCAGCCAAUGGAAAAUCUGGGUUCAACUGGCCCCUGCCAUUUCUUAAGACUUUCUGCUCCACUCACAGGAUCCUGAGCUGCACAUACCUGUGAGAGUCUUCAAACUUUUAAACCUUGCCAGUCAGGACUUUUGCUAUUGCAAAUAGAAAGCCCAACUCAACCUGCUUAAGCAGAAAAUAAAUUUAUUGAUUCAA